Messenger RNA from Plasmopara halstedii, 1830 nucleotides. RefSeq names its product Nuclear control of ATP synthase 2. The record is from RefSeq and is a predicted model, not a curated record. Gene Ontology annotation, cellular component: mitochondrial outer membrane. Bases 1 to 1830 code for a protein of 609 amino acids. NCBI's taxonomy places the organism in Eukaryota, Oomycota, Peronosporomycetes, Peronosporales, Peronosporaceae. The transcript has 3 exons. Gene Ontology annotation, molecular function: calcium ion binding.
AUGGACCAAACGACUGCAGUGAUGGCGUCUACGACACAUGAAGCCAUAACUCUCAAUAUUAUUUCUGAUCUUCAAACACUUGGUCGUACUUCAAUACAUGCAAAUGAACUAGCACGUGCUCUAUCCAUUGUGUCACAAUGUUAUAGCGUCCCCGUACCUUCUAGUGCAGCAUGUGCGAUCCCGAAAGCAUUAAUGGACGUCUAUGAUCUUCUUCAGCGUAAUCGAUUGUACGCAAAUGAUAGUACACUUUCGAUCGAUAUAGAAGAACAACGUGAAGUAUUUGAACAUGGAUUACGACUUUUAUGGACACACGUGACAACAUAUCAACUACAUGCAGCACUUAUUAAUAUUGUACGUACAAUUGACUUUAUACCACGUGCAAUUGUGUUCUGGAAACAACUUCAAAAACGAAGAUUGCGCGAAUUUUUGCAACGAGGACCUUUACAAUGGAUUUCAUCGCGUACACAACAAAUUACAGUUGAAGAAAAGAUUCGAAGCUUGAGAGAGACACUGGAAGCACAUUUAAAAAAAAUUGGGAUGUUAAAGGAAAUGACAACAAAAUGUGCGAGUACAUUUUCCGACUAUGAACAGUUAGAAAUGAGAAUGAAAGAAGGCAUGGCAUUGGUCGAGUUUGUAUACAAUACAAAUGGUAUUUGUCCACCUCGUAAAGGUCAUGGAUCGUUCAAGUCGCAAGAUCCGCUUCUUUUUACAAUCUUUCACUUUGAUGAAAAUAUAUUUGACAAGAAUCGCGCUAUCAUAUCGACUCAAGACGUUGUGAGUUCCUUACAACGCGUUGAAAAGAAUCUCAAGAUAUUUCAGACAGCACAAGUUCAGUAUUUACGGUGUUUUCAACUGGCUAUGGCACCUUGCCGUCCUCCAUCAAAAAUUCGUCAACGCUGGCUUCAAGUUUCAGCUGUUGCAAUCUGUCUUACUGCUGGUGGAUUUUGGGUAUUGACAAAUCAAAAGGAAUUUCAUGCUGGUAUUGUGGCGACACGUGCAGCAUUACAAGACUUUCUUCGUGAACACAUGCUCGAGCCAUUACAAGCAAUUUUUGAAGAAGUAGUUUUAAAUCAAAAGCCUCAAAUUCAAGAUGCUAUGGCAUUACUGGACACAAAGGAGAGUUUACGACGUAUGUUGUCAGACUUUGUUAAAGAUACAAAUCCAAAAGUAUCACGAGAAGAGAUGCAGCGAAUUAUGACUGAAAUGGAUAUGUCAGUUGUUUCGUUGCAGUAUGAAAAACAACUUGCUUCAGCUGUGAAAAACUUGAUGACGGGUGAUAUCGUACGUAUGCUGCUUAUACAAGUGCAAUUUAUUAAAAAAGAGCUCAUGGUGGCCAUGGGAGCGAUCGAUGAGUUGAUGCAUGCGAAUCAACUGAAUAUGCAGAUCAUGGCUACAAUCCCAACAUUUCUUGUCUUUGGUGGCUUGUACAAGUUAGUCACAACAGCUUUUCAUAUGAUUUACAAGCGAUUGAGUGACCGAUUGUUCUACGAUUCGAACGAAAUUGCUGGAUUUCUACGAAACAAUUUGCGCGACAUUGAAAGGCUUUUAAACAAACAAAAUCGUGGUCCAGGAACGAGUGAGGAAGUAGUCUUGGGUGUUCGCGAUCUAGGAUUCCUCAUUUUGUUGUUACAUCAAUUACGCGAUCUCUUUGAAGCGUAUCGUGCUCUUUUCCAAGAAGAAGAACAAGAGCGUUUUGAAGAAGAUUUGGAUGAUUUGAUUGCUGAAGGACUGCUAGUUUCGCAGCAAUUGGCUGUCAUUCAGCGCAUGUACCAUACGCAUCCAUUUCUAUACAGCACGAAACCGAAUAAAGCACGCUGGAUUUUGGACUAG